This is a messenger RNA of Capsaspora owczarzaki ATCC 30864, 2652 nucleotides long. RefSeq lists its product as hypothetical. Lineage: Eukaryota; Filasterea; Ministeriida; Capsasporidae. Bases 34 to 2652 code for a protein of 872 amino acids. The transcript has 6 exons. The record is from RefSeq and is a predicted model, not a curated record.
GAUACCGACUAUGGAUGGUAUCAUCUGUUCACGAUGGACAACAGCAACUGGGAAUCGGCCGAUGUCGGCACGGAAGUGCAAUGCUGGUUCAAGGGCUUUGAAUCCGAGCACGAUAACAAGAAAGAAGACCGUUGGUGGAAGUAUCGCAGGAGUUGCAUCACGCAUUCUGGCGAACAAAUCACGAAGGGGAACGUUCCCGACCAAAACUACUUUCAGAUGAACGAUUGGGAUAAGGAUUUCAGCUGGACUGCUGGUCAGGGUCGAACAAUCUACGGGAUGAACUCACGCCACUGGAACACCAAAGAAGAUCGUCUUUAUCAAGUGAAAACCGUUCAAAUGAUUCCCGAGUUCGAGUACACGGGUGGGUGUUCGACGACUGCCGAAGUGAACAACUAUGACGGACGUCUUUUCUACACCUGCCCCCAGUCUUUUCAGUUUAUCGCUGGCAUGUCUUCAGUUAACAGCAACAGCAAUGAAGAUCGGCGCUGGAAGUACACCUGCUGCAAGAUGGCAGCCAAGUCGUGUGGUUUCCCUGCAUCAUUCACGUCUGGCUCGUGGAACUGCAACCGACAGACAGUUGGUGGCGUUUGCAGUCAUUCGUGUGCCACCGGCACUCGCUCAACAUCCGCUUCAGGCACUGUUACGUGCCAAUCAAACAAGUAUUGGACUGGCCGCAACUUCCAAUGCAACACGAUCAACUGUGGCAAUCCAAGCAAUCCGACGAAUGGGCAGUUUAAUUGCGGUAGCACGACUUAUCAGGGAACUUGCUCAAUGAGCUGCAACAAUGGAUAUCAGCUGUCUGCCACCGCAACCAUCACUUGCUCAGACUACACUAGCUCUUUCGGUUGGUCCUCUUACUCGAGCUCUUGUAAUACUAUCACAAACUACUGCCCCGCCCCGCCAACCUCAAUCACUCUCGGCAGCGUGAGCUGCCAGCCGACCACUCGCAGCAUCGGAACAGUGUGCACCUACUCUUGCGAUUCGGGCUAUGUCGUGGACGGCACAUCGCAGCGUGUUGUUCCUGUCACUUGCCUGUCCAGCACUGCUUCUGUCGGCGUGUGGUCGCGCGGGACACCCACAUGCGUUCUGUAUGCGGAACAUUGUCCGCACACUAUGGCAGCGCCAACCAAUGGAGCUGUCAACUGUGAUGGAUACUCGCUUGGUGGUAUCUGCACCAUUUCUUGCAACGCUGGCUUCCGUCUCCGUGGUUACGCGCCACUUGCUACUGUCGAUUCGGUGUGCAAAGCGGAUACCACCUGGUCACGUCCCGAGACGUUCUACUGCGACCCGAUCGCCUGCCCCGCGCUUUCUCUUGGUAAUGGUGGACUGAACUGCGUUGGAGGAACGACUGCUUACAACUCGCAGUGCACCCCGUACUGCAACGCUGGCUUCACACUGGAGGGUGACUACACUGGCGCAGUGCGCUGCAACGCCUCGCAGCUGUGGAACGCAACCCUCUCUGCGCACUGCCAGAUUGUGUCGUGCGACCCUCUGACUCUCGAAAACGGUGCCAUCGACUGUACCAAUGGCAACACAAACUACCUCUCGGAAUGCACACCGAGCUGCAAUGCAGGCUACACCCUUGGCGGAGCCAACACAAAUCCUGUGACGUGUCAGGCGUCGCGCGAGUGGAGCGCAACGCUGCAAGCAGAAUGCACGAUUGUAUCGUGCGAUCCUCUGACGCUUGAAAACGGUGCUGUUCUGUGCACCAACGACAACACAAACUACGGAUCCGAGUGCAUCCCGAGCUGCAACCCCGGCUACUCGCUUGGAGGAGACUACGCCGAUGUUGUCGAGUGCCUGGCGACACGAGAGUGGGACCGCCCGAUGGACGCCUCGUGCACCAUUGUUGCUUGCGACGUUCUGACGCUUCCGCACGGCACCGUGAACUGCACGAACAACUCGACCGACUUUGGCUCCGAAUGCACCGUGUCUUGCGCCAAAGGCUAUCGACUGACCGGGAACUACACCGACGGCUUUGCUUGUACUGCAAGCCGAACCUGGAACGCCACUUUGCUCGCGCAUUGUGAGUUCAUCGAACCUCCGUCGUCCGGCUCCGCUACCGUCACAGCGAUCGGGGCUGGUGCCGGUGCAGGAUUCUUCCUGCUCCUUCUCCUUUUGCUGCUCUUGCUCGUGCUUGCACGUCGUCGUCGCGCCAAGAAGCAGAAACCUGUUUAUGAGACAAACUCGAGUGUGUUCCUGGUUCCCGGAAUUCUGCGCCAACCGAGCACGACCUCAUCUAAUUUCACUACGACCGUUGUGAACGAGGCGUUCAGCGCCGACUACGACACUCUCCAGAGGAAAGAAGACACGUACGCGACGCUUGGCGGCGGAGGUUCAGAAGAGUUGUACGACAGUCUUGGUGCACCUGCCUACGGAAAUUCCCAAGCCUUGUAUGGAAACUCUGGCAUGCCUACCGAUGACGAUUCAGCAUAUGCGUCGCCUGCCGCUCGGAUUGCGGACACAAGCGCUUUGCCCCCUCAGUACGAAAGCUCUGCGGUGCAGAAGGCGAUUGAGGCCGGGUAUGAACCUCACACUGCCGCUUCCGCAAUCUCCAGUGAGGAGGUGGCCUACAAAACUCCCGUGUUUGCAACCCCUGCCUCUGAGGCCCAGCCCGACUCGUACGUGACCUUGGACGAGGAGUCCCCGUAA